This is a messenger RNA of Diaporthe batatas, 2172 nucleotides long. RefSeq lists its product as uncharacterized. The transcript is spliced from 4 exons. Gene Ontology annotation, molecular function: transmembrane transporter activity. The coding region runs from base 367 to 2028 and encodes 553 amino acids. The record is from RefSeq and is a predicted model, not a curated record. NCBI's taxonomy places the organism in Eukaryota, Fungi, Ascomycota, Sordariomycetes, Diaporthales, Diaporthaceae. Gene Ontology annotation, biological process: transmembrane transport.
UCGGAGCCGACUGCCGAUCUUUCACCUCGAAAAGCAGUGGGCUCGCGGCGUCGAGCGGCUUUACUACGUCCGGAUGCUAGUACGUUACGAGCACCCUGACGUCAAUCAAUCACGACUGCAGGAGGUGGUGUUGAUCGCAAACAAUUUCUGACCUGCCACUGUGGGUGUGGUGACGGCUGUACUUGGUAAAGAUGCUCACACGCAUGCUCUGACUGCCAGUUCCUGUGCAGUAUUUCACAACCAGGCUGCAGGAGACGUGCAUGUUGUUGUCAGUUUUCACAAGGCAAUAACAUUUUACUGCGUUGUUUGUGUCUUGAAUCGUCAACCGUGUGUUCUUUGCAUACAACAAACAGCAUUCUCAGCAACAUGGCGGGCAUAUCGAGGGUGUUUUCCCGGCCGACGGCCAAGCCGUACCGCAGCCAUCACAUCCGGUACUCUGUGGAAAACCCGCCGACUCUGGACAAGGAUGGCCACCUCGCCUUCGACGAGGGUGACGUCGAGAACCCGCAGAACUGGUCCAUGGCGCGGCGGGCGUACAUCACCAUCUGUGUGGUCCUACUGGUCGUCAACGCGACCUUCGCCUCGUCCAGCCCCUCGGGCUGCAUCGAGAGCAUCAGCGAGUGGUUCGGCGUCUCCAGCGAGGCGGCCGCCCUGACCGUGACGCUCUUCCUGCUCGGCUACUGCGCGGGACCCUUGGUAUUUGCGCCGCUGUCCGAGUUCUACGGCCGGAGGAUCAUCUUCUACGUCACCUUCCUCUCGUACAUCGCCUUCAACAUCCUGUGCGCCUUUGCGCCGAGCUUUGGCAGCCUGCUGGUCGGCCGCUUCCUCUCUGGCACCUUUGUCAGCGCGCCGCUGUCCAACUCGCCCGGCGUGCUGGCCGACGUGUGGAACCCCAUCGAGCGCGCCAACGCCAUGGCCGGCUUCAGCCUCAUGGUGUGGGCGGGACCGGCGCUGGGCCCCGUCAUCAGCGGGUUCCUCCAGCUGACCAAGGGCGUCGAGGGGUGGAAGUGGAGUUUCUACGUCUUGUUGAUGCUGUCUGCCUUCUCGGCCAUCUUCUUGUUCACCAUUCCUGAGACGUACGCGCCGGUGCUCCUGCAGAAGAAGGCGAGGCGGAUCCGAAAGGCCAAGAUCCCCGGCUACGAGCAUGUCAAAGCGCCGCUCGAGACGACGAACCAGACGCUGGUGCAGGUCUACAAGAUCGCGCUGACCAGGCCGUGGAUCAUCUUGUUCGACACAAUCAGCUUCCUAUGCGCCAUAUACCUGUCAGUCGUGUACUUGCUUCUGUACAUGCUCUUCUCGAUCUACCCUAUCGUCUUCCAACAGAUGCGAGGCUGGAACUCGGGCGUGGGCGAGCUCCCGCUCAUCGGCACCGUGGUUGGCGCGGCUCUCGGAGCUUUGAUCGUCGCGAUCGACUCACGCAGCCAGAACAAGAAGGUCCAGGCUGGCUUCAAGCCGGAGCCAGAGAAUCGACUCAGCCUGGCCAUGUACGGUGGCGUCGGAUUCGCGGCAAGCAUGUUCUGGCUGGCAUGGAGCGCAAACUUUAACUAUGUACACUGGAUCGUACCGACACUAGCGGGCGUGUUCCUUUCGGCUUCGAUGCUGCUAAUCUUUGUAUCCUUCUUGAACUACCUAGUCGACACCUACCUCAUGUUUGCUGCCUCGGCCAUAGCCGCAAACACGGUGCUGCGAUCGGCAGCGGGCGCAGCCGCCCCGCUGUUCACAAAGCAGAUGUUCGGCGCGCUCGGGAUUGGGGGCGGCGGCUCACUGGUGGGCGGGGUUGGCGCCCUCCUGGCAGUCAUCCCGUUCGCAUUCUACAAGUACGGGAGGAAGAUCCGGGAGAGGUCCAAGUUCGCACCCACGGAGGACAAGGACGACGGCCAGCAUGACCCGACCGAUGAGGCUGAGAAGGGAGCUGCGGGAGCUGGUGACGGGGCGGCCGGGGCGCAGUCGAGUGACACCCAGAGCAUAGAGGGCACGCGCGAGGGGGAGUCAGAGGAGGAUAAUGACAUUCGGGAACAUGGAAAAUAGAAAGUCUUGCUGUAUUUUGCAUAUACCAGGGAGGAAUCGGCGGUAGACGCCUGCCCAGGUGGGCGGGCAUAGAGAUUGCACAUGGUUGUUCGUUGGCUUAUUACAGCAUAGCGGAUUGUAUUUCACAUAGAUUUAUUUCAGUAA